GAAGGGAAGCAAAAGGCACCAACAUCCCCUACAGAAUAUCCCCACACCAUGCCGCCGAAGGAAGGAAAGACGAAGAAGGCGAAGAUGGCCGCGGCCAACAACUCCAGCAAGCGUGCGACGAAGAAGUGGAACAAGGGACAAACCCGCGAGGCCCUUCAGAACGCGGUGAUGUUCGACAAGGACACCCUCGAGAAGCUCCGCAAUGAGGUCCCGAAGUACAAGCUGAUUACCCCCGCCAUUAUCUCGGACCGGCUGAAGAUCACCGUCUCCCUCGCCGCCGCGGCCCUCAAACAGCUCUGCCGGGAAAAGCAGAUCCGCCUGGUGUCGUGCUCCAGCAAACACCGCGUGUACAGCCGCGUUGUUGUCGCUGCCGCCCCUUUGGAGGCCUCCAGCUAAAGAUGGCUCUGCAAGAGAGAAGAUUAGCAGUCUUCAGGAAGAGGGGGAUGUGAACACGGGAGGGAGAAAAGGUUUAUCAUUUUAUUCCCCCCUCCCCCCUUCUUCUUUAAGUCCUCUGUCAUUUUAAUUGCCGUCUGACAAUGGUUAAGUGGUUUCCCUCUUACUGUAUUUAUUCUCAUUUUUAAACUAAAAAAAAAAAGAAAAAUGGGCAAGGAUGUAACAUCCACGGCUUUUUUAUACCCUUCCUAUUUUAAUAUGACCGAUCAAUAA
Phytomonas sp. Hart1 is the source of this 666-nucleotide messenger RNA. The record is from the annotation of a GenBank genome assembly. Lineage: Eukaryota; Euglenozoa; Kinetoplastea; Trypanosomatida; Trypanosomatidae.